CUGAAAAAGAGCACUAGGACCCAGCGUUCGUCUGUGCUUGAGCACAUAGAUGGCACAAAAGAACUUCGUUUGAUAUCUACAACUUCUCUUCCUCUCGCAAGUUUCGAAGCGCAAGCAAUUGCUUAUUCACCAAGUAACUCCAUGGUGGCUCAGAUUAUUACGAUUCCAGACGGAAAGGAAAAGAAGCAAUAUCUGAGGGUCUUUGAUCAAAAUGAGCACGUGGAGGUUUUAUGUUCUGAUCUGAGUGGUCAAAAGAAGCAUGGAAUCAUAUAUGGAGGAGGCUCAGCUCCCUUCGUUUCUUUGCGAUUUUCUCACGGCGAGGGUCAUGUUUUGUAUUGUGCUGAGAGAAAAGUCAAAACUGCUGAGUACUAUGAUGCUGACCUGGAAUGGGACAACGAUGAGAAGAUUCUGGAAAGUAAU
This is a messenger RNA of Cylicostephanus goldi, 420 nucleotides long. NCBI's taxonomy places the organism in Eukaryota, Metazoa, Nematoda, Chromadorea, Rhabditida, Strongylidae. The record is from the annotation of a GenBank genome assembly.